This is a messenger RNA of Haemonchus placei, 1569 nucleotides long. The record is from the annotation of a GenBank genome assembly. Lineage: Eukaryota; Metazoa; Nematoda; Chromadorea; Rhabditida; Trichostrongylidae.
AUGACGGUCAUGGCCGCAAGCAGCACUAAUAUUCUGAGUACCGCUCCAGAGGUUGGGAGUUGGGCGGAGGCUGUGGAACAAGACAAUCUACCUAACAAUGACGUCAACGAGGACGGUGUGAAAACUGUGGUUGCCUAUAUAGAGGAAGAUGGGUCACGAUACAAAGUGGUCACUCAGUUCAAGGUGAUCACAAAAAAUGUUCCAAAAGUUGUAGCUGAACGGAAGAAGAUGGCUAAGUUUGGACUUUGCCGCGACGAGCCCGCAGGCCCACAGGUUUCUACUACGUAUGUAGCUGAAGAGGUAGAAAUGCAGUUUACUAGAAAUCGCGCCGGUGAACAAAUUUUGGAUGUGCAGGAAGAUAAGCAAGCGGCUAAAGUCACCAGCAGGGAACAUUGUCGCCAUUGCAAAGGAAAUGAUCACUGGAGCACAAACUGCCCAUACAAGGAAAUGUAUCAAGUGGACGAGGAAGUCGAUCCAGCGGAAGCGGCAGAAAAGGAACGCGCAGCAGCUGCUGGUGGCCGGUAUAUUGCUCCGGGAAUGCGUGGAGACGCACGACAAGUAGAUAGGCGGUCCGAUGAGAACACAUGCAGAGUAACAAACUUGCCUCAAGAAAUGGAAGAAGCCGAACUUCGAGAGCUAUUUGCUGCCAUUGGAAGAGUGGUGCGUGUGUUCAUCGCCAGAGAUAAGAUUACAAACCAACCUAAAGGAUUCGCCUUUGUCACGUAUGAAAUGCGUGAGGAUGCCGAAAGAGCCAUAGCUAAAUUGAACGGAAUUCGAAAGCAUCAUAUGGUUCUCAAGGGAGAUAUCAUGGGUCUUCUGUCAAUACUGCGGAAGCAAAGGGAAAGGGAGCGUGAAAUCCGUGUGUUGAUUCUAGGUCUUGAUAAUGCAGGCAAGACCACUAUUACGAAGAAGUUUCUCGGCGAGGAUCUGAGCUUGGUGGAGCCCACACUUGGAUUCAACAUCAAGACUGUGGACUUUCAAGGGUUCACGAUAAAUUUUUGGGAUGUUGGGGGACAGAAGAGUCUGCGAUCAUAUUGGCGGAAUUAUUUUGAGCAAACGGAUGCGCUUAUCUGGGUUGUUGACUCCGGAGAUCAAGGCAAGACCACUAUUACGAAGAAGUUUCUCGGCGAGGAUCUGAGCUUGGUGGAGCCCACACUCGGAUUCAACAUCAAGACUGUGGACUUUCAAGGGUUCACGAUAAAUUUUUGGGAUGUUGGGGGACAGAAGAGUCUGCGGUCGUAUUGGCGAAAUUACUUUGAACAGACGGAUGCGCUUAUCUGGGUUGUCGAUUCCGGAGAUCAAGAGCGAUUACUUGCAUGUCGUGAUGAGUUGAGAUCGCUUUUGAGUGAAGAACGGCUCUCGGGUGCAUCAUUACUAGUUUUGGCUAACAAACAAGAUCUACCCAGUGCAGCUCGUGUAACCGACAUUGCCAAGAUGCUGGAAUUGGAGGAAAUCAAAUCGCAUCAUUGGCGUAUCUACAGCUGCAGUGCAAUGACUGGCGAAAAUCUGUUGGAGGCCGUCAGUUGGAUGUGUGAUGACGUUGCCAGCCGGAUCUUCACUUUGGAAUGA